AUGGAAGAGCACAAUGCUUCAGUCAUUCUUCUGCAGGCAUAUGACUUUGAAAAAAGGUUUGAUGACCAAGAAGCCAUUCAAUGGAUGCAGGAGAACUGGAGAAAGUCCUUCUUUUUCUCACUUCUAUACGCUGCUGUGAUAUUUGGAGCACAGCGUGUCAUGAAACAAAGGAGAGGGUUUGAACUGCGCAGGCCUUUGGUCCUUUGGUCCUUUACCCUUGCAAUAUUCAGUAUCAUUGGGGCAAUCCGCACUGGUUGGUACAUGAGCAACCUACUCCUUUCCAAUGGGUUCAAGCAAUCUGUCUGUGACCGUGGUUUUUAUUUUGGGCCUGUUAGCAAGUUUUGGGCAUACGCCUUCGCCCUCAGUAAAGUUCCUGAGCUUGGUGACACUUUGUUCAUUGUCCUACGCAAGCAAAAGCUAAUUUUCCUUCACUGGUAUCAUCACAUCACUGUGUUGCUCUACUCUUGGUACACGUAUAAAGAUACGGUAGCUGGAGGAGGUUGGUUCAUGACCAUGAACUACACUGUCCAUGCCUUCAUGUAUUCUUAUUAUACACUGCGUGCUGCAGGAAUUCACGUGCCACGUCCAUGUGCCAUGUUCAUCACAUUCACCCAGAUCUUACAAAUGGUUAUGGGCACUUUAGUCAAUGUCCUUGUGUAUAAAUGGAUGCAAAGUGGGAAUGGGAUAUGCUCAAGCAAUUUGGGGAACAUUUUCUGGUCAACGCUGAUGUACUUAAGCUACUUUAUUCUUUUCUGCAGCUUCUUUUAUAAUUCUUACUUGAAACCCCCUAGAAAAAAUAAGGGUGAUUAACCUGAAAUGAAAUGCAUCUCUACCAGCUAACAUUUCCUAAAGUAAAAUGUGACUAGGGACUACAUAUUAUAUUAAUAUUUUGAGUAAUGUUCUAUGCAAUAUUUGUCAUAUGCCUAUUGCCAAUUUUAUAAGUAGAUUCAGUAGUUUGGUGUGCCGUGAUAGUUAUCUUUAGAAAUUCUCAGAACAGACCUACGCCCACAUAUGCAUCCUGCAGCUGAAAGGCGUGCCAGCAGUAAACAAUGCCCAACAAUUUAUUUUUAUAUAGGUAUUCAUACAUUUUAAAGUUUAUUUUGUACCUUCUUCAGAAUUUGACUGGUUAAGAUACUGUCAGUGGAACACUACUACAUAUAAAACAAGAAUAAGGCAGCAUGUCUGAUACAUAUGUAGGAGGAAAGUUUUACAUAGGGUUUAUGAAGAAUUUGUCAACAGCUCUGAUGGUCCCUAAGACCACUUUAUAUGUAGUACAUGUGUUUGUCUACGUAUGUACACCCAUACAGUAAUUAUAUGUUUAAGUUUCAUACGUACAUUGAGAUCUAUCACUAUUUGGACAUGCAUAGGCAGACAAGCAUCUCUGCAUUGUGCUCCCCAAUGUCUCAGUUAGGCCUCAUGCACAAGUCAGAAAUGAUAUGGCGUCACAUGCAACUCUAUAACCUGGUGGAUGUAUAUAUGUCAAUAAUAUUUUCCCUAGAAGAGUAGCUCCAUAAUAUGGCAUUCGACAAAUGCUGACAAUUAUGUUUUUAUUAAGAAACAUCAUUGCUUACAGUCAAAUAACACUGUUACAUAACAAUUCAGGUAUUAUAUUGAAUUAAGACAAAGGCCAUAAUGGUCAUGUGACUUCUAUCCAGUGGUUGCGGCAAUGAUGCUACUAUAUGAUACUUAAGAAUAGAGCAGUAGCUUACAGUUCCUUGGCCGUGGUGUAAUAUCUGUACUACUUCAUAAGCUUCAUGAGUCAAUCACUUCACACUCUGUAGGAAUUAUCAAGAGGUACAUUUGUAUUCAUUUGUAUAGUAAGAGAGCUCUGACCACAUGAAACACCAUCAUAACCUCUUUACAGUACUAGUAUUAGGUAUUAUUGGACUCUCUCAAGCACCAGGGCCCAUAUUCACCUUACUGCAUAGUAGCUAUAUCAUGAUAUAUAAUUGGCAUUGUAGCUCUUGUCUUGAACCAAUUAUUUUUUCAUAUUCUGUAUAGUGAGUGUACUAAUAUCUACUUAUGUCAGCUCCUGUACUUUUUGAAGAUGUAUUUUGUAGACUUGAAGACUAGAGCAAAAAAAUUUUUUUUCAAUUGGUCUUUAUUAAAUAUUUUCAGCCAUUUUCCCAGCAUAGCUGUUAGCUUCUGUGUAUUUGCAGGGUAGCAGUCCUGGUCUGGGAACUUAUCUGGCAGCUAAUGUGAAGCCCUUAUGUCUGGAGUCCUGACAGCACAUAAACACUCAUUAUAUCUCAAUUCUGAUAAGAAUAAUAAGUGUUUAUGAGCUGUCAGGAGUCCAGACAGCUAUCAGAUAAUUUCCCUGAUGGGAAAAAGAAAGCACACUACACUGUAAAUACACAGAAGAUGACAGCUAUUCUGGGGAAAUAGCUGUUUUAAAAAAAAAAUAAAGACCAAUUGAAAACAAUUAUUUUUAGCCCAAAAUAAGUAGAAUGCAAUAAUAAAUAAAAAAACUCUUCUAAAAGUGUUCAUAGCAUUUAAAUAUCACUAAUUUAUUGAAAAAUUGUAGUGUGCUGCUAACCCCUUUAUACCAUAAUGUUAAGUACGUAGAUUUGUUAAUCAUAAAAGUAUUUAUUAACAUGUUAAAUACUAAAUGGUGCUCAAAACUAGUGGACUAAACUUGUUCAAUUUGUGAAUUAAAGGGGUUGUCUUAUUACGGAUAACCAUAAAGUAGUGACAGCAGCUGACCCCAAGCAGUGUAUUCCCCCUAUGAUAUUUCUAUGCCCUAAUAGGACAUAUAGACAGUUAUCUUUAUGGGAUAGCCCCUACAAGUCUUCACUUGAGUUUUAAAUGGAAAGGUUCCUUGGUAUGAUAACAUUCACGUUUAUUGCGCUUACCUGUUGCACACAUUUUUCACGUAAAAAAAAACGUACUAUAUGGUUUUACACAAAAAAAAAACGUUGUCUCGUAGUCCAAUAUUGAUCAGGUUUGUAUCUAUAUAGAUUUAUCAUACAGAUAGCAUGUGGUACAUGGACUUGGAUCAUAUGUGAAUAGAUAGAAAACAGAAGAAAUAAGUGGAGUAUCCCAAUGCCCAGUGAAAGUUUCCAGCUGGCAUCCUAUUAUCUUUGUGCCCAGCAAUUCUUCAAUGAAGAAAUGGGUUUUCUCAUGAUCAACAUAUUUUAUCACCAUGUUGUGAAUUAUCCCAUUUUCUGAUAGAGAAUAAUCAAUGCAUUGGAAUAUGAAUAUGAUAAGGUUGUUAUUUAUCAGGUAAAUUGUAUAUAUACAGUAGAGUAACAAAUUUAUUUUUUUGAUCAGGAACUAAUGCACAAAUAUGUC
This is a messenger RNA of Bufo bufo (common toad), 3291 nucleotides long. It is a transcript of the gene ELOVL3, whose product is annotated as ELOVL fatty acid elongase 3. Gene Ontology annotation, cellular component: endoplasmic reticulum membrane. The transcript is spliced from 4 exons. Bases 1 to 810 code for a protein of 269 amino acids. Gene Ontology annotation, biological process: very long-chain fatty acid biosynthetic process; fatty acid elongation, saturated fatty acid; sphingolipid biosynthetic process. The record is from RefSeq and is a predicted model, not a curated record. NCBI's taxonomy places the organism in Eukaryota, Metazoa, Chordata, Amphibia, Anura, Bufonidae. Gene Ontology annotation, molecular function: fatty acid elongase activity.